This is a messenger RNA of Oncorhynchus mykiss (rainbow trout), 4348 nucleotides long. Its product is annotated as AF4/FMR2 family member 4. The record is from RefSeq and is a predicted model, not a curated record. Gene Ontology annotation, cellular component: nucleus; super elongation complex. NCBI's taxonomy places the organism in Eukaryota, Metazoa, Chordata, Actinopteri, Salmoniformes, Salmonidae. Gene Ontology annotation, biological process: regulation of gene expression.
CGUUGAACGCAUUCAGAAUAACUUCCUUUUAGCAAUUUUAUUGUCUGAUUAAUUCAUUCAUUGAUGUAGCUAUUAAAAACACAAUAACAAUAUGACUUUCUAAAAUAGUAUUCAUGAUCCAAAUCCUGAGAAUACGCCAUUAUCACGUGAUCAAGUUUAGGGAACCGAAUUCAUCCCAGCUGCUGGCUUUCAUGCAUCCACUCAUCGCUGCCUAGUUAGGCACCUUGCUAGCUUUUGUUACAAAAAUGGAUAGAGAAAAUAAUGACUAUUUUUUUUGCUGUUAUCACAGCAAUACUUGAUAGAGGAUGUAGCCUGUUCAUACGUUUUCAGUAUUUUUUUACUAUUAUUGUUACAUUUUUGUCGGGUCCAUAUCGUUAACUGGAAAGUGGAAAAGACAAAGAGAAAGGGCUUUCCAAUAGCUAUAAUGGUUUGGGCCUAAAAAGAAGACAAGAGCAACAUGAACCGUGAAGACCGGAAUGUGCUCCGUAUGAAAGAAAGAGAAAGGCGAAAUCAAGAAAUCCAGCAGGGAGGAGAGGCCUUUCCAGCUCACUCCCCUCUCUUUCCUGAACCUUAUAAAGUUUCCAGCAAAGAAGAUAAACUGUCCAGUCGUAUCCAGAGUAUGCUUGGAAACUACGACGAGAUGAAGGAACCUAUCGGAGACACAAUUCCAAAACUCGGUGGCAAACCCUCAGGCUCAUCCUCCGAGGAGAAGUCGGGCCAGUCUCUAUUUGGGGAGCAGCGAGGCAGUGGCCAGAACAGUAAAUGGACUCCAGUAGGCCCAGCGGCCAGCACCUCGUCCUCCCAGUCCUCCAAGAGAUCCAGCCUCCAAGGCAGCCACAGCGGUAGCAGGAGUAGCCAAAGACACGAGCGGGAACACAAGAAGUCCAGUAAGCAUGGCUCAGAACACUCCAAGUCCCACACGUCCAGCCCAGCCAAGGGCUCCCUGAGCUCCAGUCACUCCCGUUCAUUGGGCGCUGAGCACCACGGCAAAGAGCGCUACCGCUCCAAGUCCCCGCGCGAGCGCGAGGCCAACUGGGACUCCCCAUCGCGUGUGCACACGUCCUUCCCCAGCGGCCCGCACUCCAGCCAGGCCUUCCCCCCUUCGCUUAUGUCCAAGCCCAGCUCCAUGCUACAGAAGCCCACAGCCUAUGUGCGCCCCAUGGAUGGCCAGGAGACGGUGGAGCCCAAGACCUCGUCAGAGAUGUACAGCGGCCAGUCCCACAGCAGCACCAUGGGGGACAUGAAGUCUAACGGCAAGGCCUCGCUCUCCAAGCUCAAGAUCCCCUCGCAGCCUGUUGAGGGUCCCAUGACUGGGGAUGCUAAUUGUGUUGAUGAGAUUUUAAAGGAAAUGACUCAGUCCUGGCCCCCUCCUUUGACAGCCAUCCACACCCCCUGUAAAACAGAGCCUUCAAAGUUUUCAUUCCCUUCCAAGGACACUCAGCAUGCAAGUUUUCCAGGUGCACACAAGAGACAAACCAAAACGUUGAGCAGCCACCAGUCCAAGGCAGCACCAUGCGACGGGGAUCAGGCCAAUAAUGUUCUGCUGGAGGAUGACCUGAAGCUCAGCAGUGAUGAGGACAGUGAUGGAGAACAUGACUCGGCCAAAAACGCUUCCAGAAACGCAUCGGCAAGUAACAACAGUAAUAACAGCGAAGGAGCAGAGCACUCGCGGGACGACUCGAGCAGUCACAGUGGCUCAGAGAGCAGCUCUGGAUCAGACAGUGAGAGCGAGAGCAGUUCCACGGACAGCGAGGCCAAUGAGCCACCUCGCCCUGCAUCACCAGAGCCUGAACCAGCCACCGCCAAUAAAUGGCAGUUGGACAACUGGUUCAAGAAAGCUAAGCAGUUCUCUCCGGCCUCCCCAGUGGACAAUAAUGUACCCACCAAGUACAAAAAGGAGGGGCGGGACCAGAGCUCAGGCCGGGGAUACAGCGGGCAGGGAGGGUCUAAGGACUCAGGGGUGCCAACACCUAGCAGAGACCUAAGAGCAGCACAGAAGGGUUCCGAGAGCGGCCGUGGCCGGCAGAAAUCCCCGGCUCAGAGCGAGGGUGGCGCAGGCCAGCGCAGGACGGUGGGUAAAAAACAGCCCAAAAAGUCUGAGAAGCCCCCUGUGGUGGAGGAGCCUAAAGGGGGGCUAAGGGUGGAGAGUGAACCUGCUCCAGAGAUCCCUCCCCAUCGGCCCAAAGCCGCCACUAAAGGCUCCCGCAAACCCAACAUCAAGAAGGAGCCCAAGUCCUCGCCCAGACCGGCUGUUGACAAGCGCAAGAGCAAGGCGCCCAUCAAGAAGUCCAGGAAGUUUGUGGACACGGACUCUUCCUCCUCAGAAUCAGAGGAGAACGACAGCAUUCCCUCGUUGUCGCAGACCCCCAAGUACACAGAGAGCAUCAGGACUCCAGUGUGUUUGUUCUCGCCUAUGGAAGAGAAAGAGCUGCUCUCUCCUCUCAGCGACCCAGACGACCGCUUCCCCAUCAGGCAGCAGCAGGGGCUCAUGGUGAAGAUUGACCUGACCCUGCUCUCCCGUGUCCCCGGACGGCCUUACAAAGACCUAGUAGAGCCCAAAGUAGAGAGGGACUGCUCCGUGGACAGAGACAGCAAGGACUUCCAGAAGCUGCCCUCUGAGAGGAUCUCCAGUAAGGGCAAAAGGAAACACAAGAAUGAAGACGAGAACACCAAGUCUGAUAGCAAGAAGUCCAGACUUGAAGACAAAUCCUCAUCUCACCACAAGACCAGCAGCAAAGAGUCUAAGAGGGUCAUGGACGCCAAGGUGAAGGAGGAGCCGGUGCCCUCUCCCUCCAUAUCAGGGUCAGGAGGGCUGCAGAGGACGCCCAAGGCAGAGCAUCAGAGCCGCAAGCGGACGGUCAGCCAGUCAUCCACCUCCCUGUCCAGCGGAGCCAGCAGCGGCAAGGAGGGAGGCCACAGCACCAAGAGCAGCUCCACUUCCAAACACACAAAAGGCGGGGACAAGCAGGCCAGGAGCACCCGGGAGGGAAAGGAGAAAUCCUCAAAGGGCUCUGAUAACCAGGUUGCUGUGCCACCACUCUCCUCGGACGGCUCAAAGUCCCUGAGGUCAAAAUUGGUGUUUGAGGACAGGAUUCACUCUGCCGAUCACUACUUACAAGAGGCCAAGAAACUGAAACACAACGCAGAUGCUCUGAUGGACCGGUUUGAGAAGGCUGUGUACUACCUGGAUGCUGUGGUGUCCUUUAUCGAGUGUGGAAAUGCACUGGAGAAGAGUGCCCAGGAGGCUAAGUCCCCCUUCCCCAUGUAUGCCGAGACCGUGGAGCUCAUCAAGUACACUAUGAAGUUAAAGAGCUACAUGGCCCCAGACGCUACGUCAGCAGACAAACGGCUAGCUGUGUUGUGCCUGCGUUGCCAGUCCCUCCUCUACCUGCGACUGUUCAAGCUGAGAAAAGAGAGUGCACUGAAAUACUCUAAAACACUCACAGAGCAUCUGAAGAAUUCUUUGAGCAACACCCAAGCUCCCUCUCCUGGAAUGGGAAGUAAAGCGGCAGGCAUGCCCUCGCCAGUCUCUCCCAAGCUGUCCCCAGGUAGUGCUGGUAGCUACUCGUCAGGCACAUCCAGUGGCAGCUCCUCUGUAACAAUCCCCCAGCGCAUCCACCAGAUGGCUGCCAGCUACGUCCAGGUCACCUCCAACUUCCUGUUCGCCACUGAGGUGUGGGACCAAGCAGAGCAGCUGUCUAAAGAGCAGAAAGAGUUCUUUGCGGAGUUGGACAAGGUGAUGGGCCCUUUGAUCUUCAACACCAGCAGCAUGACUGAACUGGUGCGCUUCACGCGGCAGGGCCUACACUGGCUACGGCUGGACGCUAAGCUCAUUCCCUGAAGGACACUAUACGCUCCACACACACACAGUCCACCACAACGCACCGCUGCCCCUCCAUGCACAUGUGAACUUAUCUGCCUCAGACAUAUCUAUAACACUGUGUCCAUUUUCUACACCAGCUUGCCAAAAACACUGAGCGAUAUGGAGCAUCUUUGCACCUACGACUGUCCGACACGGAGGAGGAUUCCAACUGCACAGAUCUAUUGGUACAUUCUAGCUAUAUCCACUAUCAGUGUUUUCCUUUGUCAUAUCUUUUGAUUGUGCAAAGGAAACCCAUUUUUCUAUUUGGCCCAAUGCCUUUGUUGAAUUAUUAUAUAUGAAAUACACUAAAUACAUUUUAUUCUAUAGGCUAUAAGCACAUUAUUCACAUUCGGCUUUUAAUGUGUUAUUAUUUUUACCAAAGUACCUCCCUCAAACCAAAGGUGCUUUAAAACUAAGGUCUGUCUCUUAUCUUUUUUGUGCCUUGUAUCAGAUAUACAGGGAACUAGAAUAUACCAUAAGUUGAAA